Messenger RNA from Lepidothrix coronata (blue-crowned manakin), 644 nucleotides. Its product is annotated as GSK-3-binding protein-like. The coding region runs from base 36 to 644 and encodes 202 amino acids. The transcript has a single exon. Gene Ontology annotation, cellular component: cytoplasm. The record is from RefSeq and is a predicted model, not a curated record. NCBI's taxonomy places the organism in Eukaryota, Metazoa, Chordata, Aves, Passeriformes, Pipridae.
UGCGGCGGCUGCGGCACGGCAGGGACCCGGCAGAGAUGCCGUGCCGCCCAGGCGAGCGCUUCCUGCUGCUGGAGCGCCCGGUCGCCGUGGGACAGGCAGGCUCCAAGGAGGUGGACGCGCUGGUGGCUAAGCUGGGCGAGGUGCUGCAGCUGAGCGCCCAGCGGGCGCCGCCGCCGCCCCGCGCCCCGAAGCACCUGGGGCCGGGCAGCGCCCGCGACCGCGCCGCCCCCUACUCGCCGCGGUGCUGCAGCGGCGGCGGGGCCGGGCUGCUGGCGCCGCGGGGUCCGGCCCCGCCGCAAGCCCACCCGCAGCACGCCGAGACCCCGCGGCCGGACCGGAGCGGCCACCAGCGGGUGACCAAGCAGCUGUGCGGCCGCGGCUGGCUGCGGAGCGCCGCUCGACGGAGGAAGCAGCCGCCGCCGGGGCCGGGCGACGGUCCGGCGGAGGAGGAGGACCCGCACCGGCUCCUGCAGCAGCUCAUCCUCUCCGGCAACCUCAUCAAAGAAGCCGUCCGGCGGCUGCAGCUGGCGGCGGCGGCGGCAGCGGCAGCGGCGUCCGCGGCCUCCAGCGGCAGCGCCUCGGCAGGGAGCGGCGGCGCGGACAGCGAGGCGGCGGCAGCGGCGGUGGUGCAGCCCCUGCAGUAG